Orussus abietinus is the source of this 1262-nucleotide messenger RNA. RefSeq names its product N-terminal Xaa-Pro-Lys N-methyltransferase 1-A (gene Ntmt). Bases 352 to 1116 code for a protein of 254 amino acids. Gene Ontology annotation, molecular function: N-terminal protein N-methyltransferase activity. Gene Ontology annotation, biological process: N-terminal protein amino acid methylation. Gene Ontology annotation, cellular component: cytoplasm. The transcript is spliced from 5 exons. The record is from RefSeq and is a predicted model, not a curated record. NCBI's taxonomy places the organism in Eukaryota, Metazoa, Arthropoda, Insecta, Hymenoptera, Orussidae.
GCACGACCCUGCCCGUGAGCAAUCUCCCAACUCAUCUGUGUCAGAAAUACGUUGCGCCGCCCUUGAGGGCAAAAAACAGUGCGAUAGCGCUGCCACCCACAGAAUAAAUUUCAAACAAUAUUCUGUAUCCUUUCUCGCAGACACGAGAUCCCAUAAGAAAGUCUAUGCUGGUCUAUGCAGUUCGUCUUCUUGGUCUGUCUUGGUCUCUAGUGUCCAUGGUCAGCAUCAUGGGUAUUUUGUAGUUUAUUUAAUUUAUAAAGACAAACGAAAACAGUUAUUGCUCUUUUGAAAUAUUGUAUUUCAAUAUAAUAUUAAGCUACAAAAUACCUUUAAGACGGAUAGAAGAGAAAUAUGGACGUGGAACAAAAUGAGGAGCUACAAUUACAUGGCGGCAAAUUCUACACCGAUUCUGCCGAAUAUUGGAAAAAGAUUCCUCCCACGAUUAAUGGCAUGUUGGGUGGAUUUGGCUUCAUCACCAAAACUGAUAUCGAAGGCUCUGCAUUGUUUCUAAAUUCUCUUUUGGAGCUUCCUAACCCUCCUGCAAGAAAAUAUGCAUUAGAUUGUGGCGCUGGUAUAGGAAGAAUAUCAAAGUCGUUGUUAACUAAGUACUUUACGAACGUUGAUCUGGUUGAACAGAAUCCAAGAUUUUUACAAGAAGCUCGUGUAUUAAUGCAGAUUUGUUCAUCAAGACUCGGAAUUUUAUACCCCCUAGGUUUACAAGACUUUACACCUGACGUUGCAAAAUAUGAUGUCAUAUGGUGUCAGUGGGUUUUAGGGUACUUGCAAAAUGACGAUCUGGUUAACUUUUUUAAACGAUGUUUGGCUGGGCUCAAACCAAAUGGAUUAUUGGUUAUCAAGGAAAAUGUAACAACUUCAAGUAAUAUCGAAGUGGAUACAAAAGAUUCAUCAAUAACGCGACCUUUGGAUAAUUAUCGUCACAUUUUCGAGAAAGCAGGAUUUACUUGUAUUAAAGAACAGCAACAAACUAGAUUACCGCGUGGACUUUAUCCAGUUUACAUGUUUGCCCUCAGACCAGUAAGACCAGUCCAGUCCAGUCGGAUCAGUGAGAUCGAUACCAGUAAAACCAGUAAUAAUGAACUAGAUUUCACAUUUUAAGUCAUAACCAAAAUUUGUACAUAAACAUGAAGAGGAUUUAUCUUUUGGGUAGUCUGUCGCAAAUGUGAUUUGUUAUCUAAAAGGAUAAAGAAUAUGUAAAUGCUACAUUGAUCAAAUAUUACUAUUACGUAAUAGAUUAAUAAUGU